Messenger RNA from Anthonomus grandis grandis, 2014 nucleotides. Its product is annotated as NADPH-dependent diflavin oxidoreductase 1. The transcript is spliced from 6 exons. Lineage: Eukaryota; Metazoa; Arthropoda; Insecta; Coleoptera; Curculionidae. The coding region runs from base 167 to 1960 and encodes 597 amino acids. Gene Ontology annotation, cellular component: cytosol. The record is from RefSeq and is a predicted model, not a curated record. Gene Ontology annotation, molecular function: FMN binding; NADPH-hemoprotein reductase activity; flavin adenine dinucleotide binding.
CGAACCUUAACCUAACCUCACAAUUUAAAUGGCACGAAGGAUUUUCUUUCAAAUUAGAUUGUUUUACAGUUAUGAAACACUGAAUACGUUAAAUUAAAUAACUUAAAGUUGUGCUUGGUGAAUUUACUGUUAUAUGCCAAAAUAAACAGUAAGUGCCCACUUCAAUAUGCCAUUCCAAAACACCAAAAUCAGUAUUUUAUUCGGGUCCCAGACAGGGAACGCACAGGACGUAGCUGAACAAAUCUGGAGAGAAUCAAAACGUUUUUAUUUCCAGAGCCGCGUCAAACCCUUAGAUGACUAUAAUGUAGCCGAAUUCGCAGAGGAGCGGUGUGUUAUUUUCGUGUGUUCCACCACAGGUCAAGGAGAAGAGCCUGAGAACAUGAGAACAUUUUGGAAGUUCAUGUUGAAGCGAAGCUUACCAUCCAACUUGCUAUGCCAUUUAAAAUUUGCCGUUCUUGGUCUGGGAGACUCCAGUUAUGCAAAGUUCAAUUUUGUAGCCAAGAGGCUUCACAAAAGGGUGAUGCAGUUAGGGGCACAACCUUUGCUGCCAGUGGGAUUAGGUGAUGAUCAACAUGACUUGGGAUAUGAUGCAGUUGCCGAUCCUUGGAUAGAAAAUCUUUGGGAGAAAUUAUUGGACGAGUAUCCCUUACCUUGUGAUAUUAAGCCUUUGCCAAAGAAUCAGCCUAUUAUACCAAGAUGGACAGUAAAAAAAGAACUGAGUUUCCUGAAACCAAAUCUAGAAUUAAAUCAAGUACCGUCAAUAUUUUACUCUACAAGAAAAAACCAAGAAUUUGAUGGAUUAGUUUUGGAAAACCGCAAGCAAACUGCUGAGACACACUUUCAAGACGUUCGUUUGCUAAGAUUGCAAACCGAUGGACGCGUUUACCAUCCUGGUGACGUAGCAGUAAUCAGGCCCAAAAAUCUUGCAUGGAAAAUCGAAGAAUUCAAAGCGAUAUUAAAAGAAAACAACGUUGACAUAUGCGACGAUACAAUUUUAAAAAUAACCCCAAAAAACCCAAACGAUCCGGUACCGGAACACCUUGGGGACGGCCCCACUUUCAAGCAACUAUGUGAGGAGUAUUUCGAUCUUUUUUCAAUUCCUAGACGACAUGUGUUUCAGAUACUGUCGCAAAUAACCGACAGCGAGUUAGAACGUGAGAAAUGCCUCGAGUUGGCUUCGGCAGAGGGCAAGGAAGACAUGUAUAAUUACACCAACAGACCUAAGAGGAAUAUCGUGGAAGUACUGGCGGACUUUAGGAAUGCCACUAAGAACUUAACACCUGAUGUUUUAUUUGAAAUUUUACCGCCGAUAAAACCGAGAGAGUUUUCGAUAGCUAGUAGUUAUAAGAAGAAUAAAGAUGUUAUUGAGUUACUUGUGGCCGUGGUGAGGUUUAAGACGAAACUUAUGAAGGAACGAGUUGGUUUAUGUUCCAAUUAUUUAGCGGGGUUAAAAAAGGGUGACUCGGUUACGUUUUGGGUUAAGAAGGGAACAUUUCAGUUUCCUCAGCAGUUGGAUUUACCGGUCAUAAUGGUUGGUCCGGGAACGGGGGUGGCGCCCUUUAGGAGCUACAUCUUGGAAAUAAGCGAUAAAAACGAUAGUCCGGAAAAUUUAAUUUUGUUUUAUGGGUGCAGAUAUUAUGAUAAGGACUUUCUGUGUAGGGAGGAAAUUGAAGAAUUGUCUAGUCAAAGGAAAAUAACUGUUAUAGUUGCCUUUUCCAGGAGCUCUACAAACAGGGCGUACGUUCAGGAUAAAAUCCGGGAACGUGGCGAUUUGGUCUGGGACGCGUUAAAUAGAAACGCGUACAUUUUUCUCGCUGGAAAUCCGAAAAAAAUGCCACAGCAAGUGAGAGAAGCCUUUAUAGAUGUUUGCGUUAAAAACGGCGGCCUGACCCGACCGGAUGCCGUAAAAUUCAUUGAAAAUAUGGAGAAACGUAAUAAGUACCAAACGGAGUGUUGGUAAGGUAGGAUAUUGUAGGGAAAUUGUUUUAUUAUAUAAGGUUGUGUUUUUAAACAA